AAAGAGGUCAGUCGAAGAAGGAUGCCAGAAAGGUAAGGUAAGGAAUCGAGAAAGAAAGGAAAAAAAAAAAUUAAAAAAAAAAAAGAAAAAAAAGAAAAGAAAUGGCAUUUGAGACAGACAGAGCCAGAGAAAUUCACAUAGAAGAAAGAAGCUAACACGCUUCACAACCAUUUUAUUAUUAAUAUAUUUCUGUGUCCAGCUGAAGGAGGAGAAGGAGAAGAAGAAGAAGAAGAGAACUCUCUCUCUCUCUCUCUAUUUCUGUCUCUCUCUCUCUCUCCCACCUUCAUUAUUCUUUCAUCUGUGUCCUCAUCUUAUCCCCAAUAUCCAUGCUCUGUGAAAAACCCAUUAAUACUGCACACUCUGAGAUGUCUCUUUGAGAUUGGUUCGGCAGCCAUGAGGAGGGGCAGAGGAGGAGCGGCGGCGGCGGAGAAGAAGGAGCUGAACGGAUCCGUGCCGAGGACGAUAUUAAAAGAGCCUCGGUACCGUGGAGUGAGGAAGAGACCAUGGGGGAGGUUCGCGGCGGAGAUCAGAGAUCCGUUGAAGAAAGCGAGGGUGUGGCUUGGAACCUUUGAUUCCGCCGAGGAAGCUGCUCGAGCUUACGACGCCGCCGCUCGCACCCUCCGUGGACCCAAGGCCAAAACCAAUUUUCCACUUUCCCCUUUCUGUUACCACAACCACCGCCCCACCACCGAUCCUUUCUUCUACACCGCCACCAACGGUGGUUUCCAAGAACACCAGGUUAAUAACCCUCAGAGACCCACCUCCAGUGGUAUGAGCAGCACCGUUGAAUCUUUCAGUGGCCCCCGCCCUCCCUCCUCAGCCGCCGUGAAGCCGUUGUUGACGAUCAACCGCAGAUAUCCCCGAACUCCCCCUGUCGUUCCCGAAGACUGCCACAGCGACUGCGAUUCCUCCUCGUCGGUGGUCGACGACGGUGACGGUGACGGUUACAACAUCGCUUCGUCGUCGUUUCGUCCGCCGUUCACUUUCGAUCUAAAUGCACCGCCGUUGGAUGAUGCUGACCUGGCACUCUGCCUUUGAUUGUUCGUCAAAGAAAUAAUUUUUAAAAUUUUUAAUCUUUCUUUUCCUCCACUUCAAUUUUUGUUAAUUUUUGCGGUAAAAAAAAAAAUUGAAAAAUGAACAUGAAUGAUCAGAUAUAAGAUUAUGGUAAUACGAUCUUAAUUCUGUGAGAGUGUGAUGGACCAUGGUGUUUUCUUUUUCCUUUUUUUAUUUUAAUUUUCUCGGAAUAUGAAAACAAAAAAAGGGAAAGUAAUUAUGAUCUGUUUGUUGUGGGUAUCCAAUGUGGGUUUUGCAUUGCUCCCUCUCUGUAUGUAUGUAUGUAUAAUACUAGUCAAGGAAUUCAGUGUUACUACUCUAA
This is a messenger RNA of Gastrolobium bilobum, 1375 nucleotides long. Its product is annotated as ethylene-responsive transcription factor 3. NCBI's taxonomy places the organism in Eukaryota, Viridiplantae, Streptophyta, Magnoliopsida, Fabales, Fabaceae. The record is from RefSeq and is a predicted model, not a curated record. The transcript has 2 exons. Gene Ontology annotation, biological process: regulation of DNA-templated transcription. Gene Ontology annotation, molecular function: DNA binding; DNA-binding transcription factor activity. Bases 394 to 1038 code for a protein of 214 amino acids.